GCCCCUCCAAAUGGUGCCUGCCAGUAACCUACUUUCCCCUCUGAGCUAUCCCAUCAUUCAUUUGGAGUGGGCGUGAGCUCACGCAGCAGCAGCAUCACAAAGGUUCAGCUCCUCCCUGCUGUAUCCUGGAGAGACAGACAGAGGGAGGGAGAGACAGAGACAGGAUCAGGGUCAGAUGAAUUGAAGUCUGAGUGACGAAGGCAGUGUGUGCAAAUGAAGAGGAGAGUGUGUCUGUAUGUGUGUGUGAGAGGACGAAUCAGGGAGGGUUAGAGAGAGUUGAGGGGCAGAGGGGGGGAUUGUGUGUGUGAGAGAGAGACAGACAGGAGAUCCAGGCAGGAGGAGGAAGGGAACAUAAAAUAAGGAAGGAAAAAGGGGGGCAGGAGGAAGAAGACAAGACAAGGGGACACAGAUUAAGACGGAAGAUGGCUGAGACAGAGCUGAAAUCACGGAGCAGUCGGGAGAGCGUUGCCAAGGCGGCGAGCCAAGAGAAGAUGGGAGCUGAAGCAGACCCAGACCAAGAUGGUCUGAUUGUAGAGCAGCCAGCGUCACCAUCUACCCCCAUGGUCCCUGCUCCCGCUGCCACAAGCCCUACUGAUGGCUCACCUGCCAAAGGGGAGAAGAUUGAGCUCAAACGUAGCAUCACCCUCUUCAAUGGUGUGGGAAUGAUCAUAGGCACCAUCAUCGGCUCUGGCAUUUUCGUCACUCCAACAGGCGUGGUCAAAGAGACUGGUUCAGCAGGGCUCUCCCUGAUCGUCUGGUCUGCCUGUGGGGUGAUCUCUACCAUGGGUGCCCUAUGCUACGCUGAGCUGGGCACAACCAUCACCAAGUCGGGGGGAGACUACACUUACAUCCUGGAGGUGUAUGGUGAACUGGCAGCCUUUCUAAAGCUGUGGGUGGAGAUGCUCAUCAUCCGGCCGUCAUCACAGUAUGUGGUGUCGCUGGUGUUUGCUACCUACCUUCUGAAACCUCUCUACCCAAACUGCAGUGUGCCCGACAGUGCUGCCAAGCUCAUUGCCUGCCUGUGUCUUACCUCCCUGACGUUUGUAAACUGUAUCAGUGUGAGAGCGGCCACCAAGGUGCAGGACAUGUUCACGGCCUCCAAAUUGCUAGCUCUGAUCAUCAUCAUCCUCUUUGGCUUCAUCCAGAUUUCCACAGGUGAUGUGCCGUACCUGACACCAGAAAAGGCAUUUGAAGGCAGCAAACUGGGAGUGGACAAUAUUGUCUUGGCUCUGUACAGUGGUCUCUUUGCUUUUGGAGGCUGGAAUUACCUGAAUUACGUAACGGAGGAGAUGAUUAAUCCAGAGAGAAACCUGCCCUUGUCCAUCAUCAUAUCCAUGCCUAUAGUGACGGUGGUUUACGUUCUGACCAACCUGGCUUACUUCACAACCAUCUCUCCUCAAGACAUGGUCAAGUCCGAGGCUGUUGCUGUGAGCUUUGGGGAGUACCAUCUUGGUGUGAUGUCCUGGCUGAUUCCUGUCUUUGUGGGACUGUCCUGCUUUGGAGCCGUCAACGGAUCCCUGUUCACCUCAGCACGGUUGUUCUAUGCUGGAGCUCGAGAGGGUCAACUCCCUGCUGCACUGGGAUUGGUCCACACAGACCUCUUCACACCGGUGCCGUCCCUCAUCUUCACAUGUCUGCUGUCCAUGAUGUAUGCCAUCUCUCAGGACAUCUUCUCUGUCAUCAAUCUCUUCAGCUUCUUCACCUGGCUGUGUGUUGGUAUGGCCAUUGCUGGCAUGCUCUGGCUGCGCUUUACCAAGCCCGACCUCCGAAGGCCCAUUAAGGUGUAUCUGUUCAUCCCUGUGACUUUCGUUUUGGGCUGUGUCUUCAUGAUCGUUGUGUCCUUCUGGGCAGCUCCGUUUGAGUGCCUGGUAGGCAGCAGCAUUAUUCUCACAGGCAUCCCGGCAUACCUACUGGGCUACAAGUGGAAGAAACCCCAUGUGGUCAAGAAGAUGCUGGAAAUCUUCACCAUGUUCUGUCAGAAGAUCUUCAUGUCUGUGCCUGAGGAGAGGGAGCGACAUGAGGCGGCUGAAUAAUGCUGGACAGACUGAACAAGAUGAAAGACUGAGUCAGUAUUUUCAUCUGAACGCAGGGGCGUAACACAAAAUUCUGGAUCCUGUACGUAAUCAUUCUCUACGGGCCCCUCCCCGCAUCCAUGGCUAUUCAUUUGAGUAUUUGUGGGCCCUCCUCACAUGAGGGCUCUGAAUAAUCAGUCCCCCUUUCCCCCCAGUCCUAUGCCCCUGUCUGAAUGUUCUUGAUAUGUUUACAUUCUUUCACUUGUGAUUUGGCUACAACAGUUUUUCGUAAAAACCUUUAUCUAACCAGGCAGGUAAUCGUGGAACAAAUUGGUAUUCACAAGGGUGGCCUGGCAGUCUUGGUAAAGGAGGGUUUACAUGAACGUAUGCUCUUGUGUACAAAGUGUGAAGGCACAUUAUAUGAACACUACAAAAUGUAAAAAAUUUGAAAUUCUUAAGUCGGGUUUUGACAUUUAGACAUUUUCCACUGCUUUUAUUAUAAAUCUAUUUUACAAUUGUAUCUCCUUUAAUGCUAGAACAUGCUUACAUGUUGCAUGUUAGUUACUGGAGUCAUGCUCUGAUCUUAAAAUGUGAGUCAUUUUUGCAGGCACACAAUUAAUUGUAUACUGCAAACACAGCAUUAGAAGCUGCAUACAAUAUAUUCUCUAGUGGCCUGAAACCUGCAAGUGUAUUGUUCACCUAAAGUAUAUGUGAGCAGCUUAGCGAGAAAAACAAUUUUUUACUUUCUUUACUUCUAUUAAACACUAACAGCCAAAAUACGCAUAGUUUACAGUUUUAUAGAAUAUGAACACUAAUGACUUGUGAGUUAAACUCUCUGCCACAGUUAAUGAUGUAUGGACUAAUUUGAGGUAGAAAGACCUCACAUAAGAAACAAUCACUGACAGUGUACAGUGUAUAAAUAAGGUCAGGGUUAGAAAAGGAAAUGGUUAACUAGCAUAACACUGAUUACAUUACACUCAUGCGCUACUAAUAUUUAUGUUAAAUAGCAACUGAUUUCAAUGUUUGUAUUUUUUGUAUUCAUUUGUAAAAUUAAUCCACAGCACUAUCUUAAAGCACAAACUAAAGUGAGAUAAAACAGAAUAUGUAAUGUUUCCUUAAGAUGUGUUGCUGUGAAGCAGGUCUGUUUCUUGUAUCAUUUUAUUCUGACAUCAAACCACAUCACAGUCAGUGAUCCAUAUGUGAUGAUAUUGGAUGAUAUGCCAGUAAAAAUAUCCUAGCACCUGUUUGUGAGGCAUUAUUAUAAGAAACUGAAGGCCUGUAUAGAUGUCAUUCUGGUUAUAUUUAGUAAACUCAAUUGUAGUGUUAGUGAUUUGUAUUGUGUGUGUCUAUAAUCUGUGCCAGACAUGUCAGUGCUGAUAUUCCAGUUUUUUUGUUUUAUUGUCACUAUAAGACCAGAAUGAAUGUUACAAAUUAAGUGACAUCAGCUUUGCUUUUAUUUUUUUUAAUAGGAAAUGUACCUAUAAAAUAUUACUUUUGAAUGGAAUAUCUGAGUUUUCCCCAAAGUUAUUGCAAGCACUUUGCCAGUCUACUCAAGAUCCCAGAGGGAAAAAAGUCUCUGAGGAAAAUGAAGGUUGUGUGGGUUGGGAGAGGUUUCUGGAUUUUGAGUUUGAGUGGAGAGACAGUUACCUUAAACAUCAACUAUUGGUUAGUGGAUUGUCAGCCUCUACUCAUUGCGCUGACAGUCCAGGUUUUGCAGGACACUGUCAAAUCAACUGGAAAUGCAUAUACUGAAAUUGGAUAAAUUGAGCUAAAGCUUUCAGAAUUUCUCACAAUGGCAGACAGCAGAACCAGGGAAAGGCCAGUAGAAAAAUUACGUCCAACAUGUUUAUUUUCUUAGUCAGAACAUCCUGUUUGCGACGGGAGAUUAAAUGUUUUCUUUCUAUUUUGAGAAACACAAGUGCUUUUCAACCAUCAUCUUGUUUUUUUAAUGGAAAUUGGACCAAGGAAUCAGAACAAAUUGGGCAAUACUCAAUCAAAGUUUAAAAAUACAACCAUGGAAAUCAAUUUCCAUGUAAAGGGAGAGGGAAGCGCAUCUGUAAUUACCACCUAAUGACAAUGUCCCCCUAAAGCAUCUAAUGUGUACACCAGAUUUUAAGAAAAAGGAAGUUCAUAUGGAAGUUUAUUACAAAUGUUUAAACACAAUGCACCUUUUCAGCUCCAUGAUUUAUUCAUCUUCAAUGGUCAGAUUGGUGCAAGCACAACAAUAAACAGCACAAUGCUUGAAGGAAGAAUUCUGUAUGUGCACUUGAUAAAUCUGAUGAAAUUAAACCAGAGGGCACAUGUGUCUAAAAAACACACAGUAUAUCAUUGAUUGUGAAUAUGAAGAGCAAUGGUUUCUGCACGCCCCAUCAUAUUUUAUGUUAUAUACAACAUACUGUAUUACUGUGUACAAAGUAUUACUGUAUGUAUGAACUGAUAAUGCCAUUAAUGGUAUUUACCUAAUGAAAUGUCAUGGAAAAAAAACUCUAAUAGCAUAUUUUUAAUCUUAAAAACUGAAAGUACCUAUGACAAUUACUGUAACUGUUGUAUGUCAGUGACCAUGGCAGGUAUAUGUAACAAUAGAAAUAUUUUUGUUCAAA
Messenger RNA from Siniperca chuatsi (mandarin fish), 4612 nucleotides. RefSeq names its product large neutral amino acids transporter small subunit 1-like. The transcript has 11 exons. The coding region runs from base 423 to 2033 and encodes 536 amino acids. Lineage: Eukaryota; Metazoa; Chordata; Actinopteri; Centrarchiformes; Sinipercidae. The record is from RefSeq and is a predicted model, not a curated record. Gene Ontology annotation, molecular function: L-amino acid transmembrane transporter activity; neutral L-amino acid transmembrane transporter activity. Gene Ontology annotation, cellular component: membrane. Gene Ontology annotation, biological process: amino acid transmembrane transport; neutral amino acid transport.